Pantherophis guttatus is the source of this 1813-nucleotide messenger RNA. NCBI's taxonomy places the organism in Eukaryota, Metazoa, Chordata, Lepidosauria, Squamata, Colubridae. The record is from RefSeq and is a predicted model, not a curated record.
AGGAGACCCUCGAGGUACCUUCAGCACCUCAUGCAGAAGCAAACUCAUCCAUUUCACAAACGAGUUGGCAACUGCCUCGCCAUUCCUCCCAUCUGACACACACACAUACCCGCAUCCUCAUUUCUGCUGAGGUUCUUCUGCAGGGAAAGGAGGAAUGAGGAAGCCGGUGCUCCUAUGGGUCUUCACAAUAGGAGGAUGCAACCGAAAAGGCUAAACUUCCCGGCAACCCUCUUGUCUCGCCAAGCCCCAAAACUCAAAACUGCUCGGUAUGAAGGGCGGGGAGGAAGAUCCACUGUUAGCAGCUUGGAGUAUCGUUACCUUGGGUGGGUCCUGGCAGAUCUUGAAACCUCCGCCUCCACCCACGCAAUAAGACUUUGACAGAAGAACCAAGCAUUCAGAAAGUGGCCGGUCUCCUUCAUUGAUAGCAUGGAGUUCACAUGGAGAUUGAGAGCAACGUCUAAAAUCCAGAUGAAAUGCUUACGGGAUUUCCUCUUCGCUGAUGAUGAUGCCGUCACUGCUCACUCUGCUGAAGACCUUCAACAACUUAUGGACAGUUUUAGCAAGGCCUGCCAAGACUUUGGACUAACGAUCAGCCUGAAAAAAACACAAGUCAUGGGUCAGGAUGUGGAUUCACCUCCCUGUAUUACAAUCUCUGCACAAGAACUGGAGGUCGUCCAUGACUUUGUGUACCUCGGCUCAACUAUCUCUGACACUCUCUCUUUAGAUACUGAGCUGAAUAAACGUAUUGGUAAAGCGGCCACCACAUUUUCCAGACUUACAAAGAGAGUAUGGCUUAAUAAGAAGCUGACGGAACAUACAAAGAUCCAGGUCUAUAGAGCCUGCGUCCUGAGCACACUCUUGUACUGCAGUGAGUCUUGGACCCUCUACGCACGGCAGGAGAGAAAGUUGAACACCUUUCAUAUGUGCUGUCCACGACGAAUUCUUAGCAUCACCUGGCAGGACAAAGUUCCAAAUAGUGCAGUCUUGGAACGUGCUGGAAUUUCUAGCAUGUAUACAUUAUUGAAACAGUGACGUCUACGCUGGCUGAGGCAUGUCGUGAGAAUGGCUGAUGGUCGGAUUCCGAAAGAUCUCCUGUAUGGAAAAUUAGUGCAGGGAAAGCACCUCAGAGGGAGACCACAGCUGUGAUAUAAGGAUAUCUGCAAGACAGACCUAAAGGCCCUGGGAAUGGACAUUAACAACUGGGAAACCUUGACCUCCGAUCGUUCAGCUUGGAGACUAAAGAUGCAGCAUGGCCUUCUCCAAUUCGAACAGACACUUGUUCGGCAGGCUGAGGAAAAGAGGCAGUCUCGGAACCAGUGAAAUCUGGGGGCUGGGCAGGGGACAGAAUGUAUCUGCCCUCAGUGUGGAAGGGAUUGCCAUUCUCGAAUUGGCCUUUUUAGUCACACUAGAUGCUGUUUUAGGACCUCUUUCCAGAGCACGAUACCAUAGUCUCUUGAGACUGAAGGAUGCCAAUGAGCCUGCUUCAGGUCCUUCCACAAUGUUUCUAUAUGAUGAAGGACAGGACAUUAUUAUAUAACAUCUGCUUUCUUUGGUUGUAUGAUUUGUAUGUUUGGGGAUCAUAAGCUUGCUACAUGACCCUCUUUCUCUUGAGCUUCAAUUCAUGGACAGAUACCCUGACAUUUUCCUGUAGAAUUUACUGAUACAAUUCAUAAUCCAUAGUUCCAUCGAUGAUGACACACCAUCCUUAAGGCAGCAUACAUACAUAAAUAUGUGAGUAGUUCAGCCACUACAAAUAAUCAUUAAAAAGUCAAUAGAAGUAGCAGCACCAUAAAUGAUGAUCAGUCUUCCCAAU